UUAAAGUUCUAAUAAUUAAAAGAUAACAAUGAUGAAGGAAAACUAAAUAGGCUUCGAAAAAAAUUUAGGUCCAGUCAAACCAACUGUUCAAAAUGGUCAAAAACUUCCUGCACUUGGUUUUGUGCGGUGCAGCUUUAACUGCAGUUGUCGACAGUCGUGGAGUUGUUGGCUGCUAUUACGAAAGUUGGGCAAUAAAGAGGGCAGGUAUUGGAAGCUUCGGAACAAAUGAUAUAGAUCCUUCCUUAUGUACUCAUGUCUACUACAGUUUCAUUGGAUUGAACAACGUUACUCAAGAUAUCGAAAUUUUAAAUCCUGAUGUUGACGUGAAUCGAGGAGGAUUCCGAAAUUUUACGAAUCUUAAAGCUCAGUACCCUGGAGUAAAAUUUUUAGUUGCUAUGGGCGGAAGGAAUCAAGAUUCUAAUGCCUACUCCGCAGUAGCUGCGAAUGCCUCAAAACGAGCAACAUUUAUCCAACAGGCUACAACUUUUAUAGACGAUUAUGAUUUUGAUGGUUUCAAUAUCGACUGGGAGUAUCCUGCUCGAACGCGUUCUACUUCUAGUGGGGCAGAGAAGAUAUGGAUUGCUAUUAAUUUUAUUGCCAAUUCUUACACAGAUAAUUUGAUUACGCUGUUGCAAGAAAUAAAGGCGGCUUUCGAACCAUUGGGACUUUUAAUUACAGUAGCAGUACAACCAUCACCUUCUUACAUAGACGACGCUUACGACGUCCCGGCACUUUCAAAUGCAGUCGAUCUGAUCAAUUUCAUGUCUUACGACUUACAUGGAUCUUGGGAUGGCUCCACUGGAGUAAAUGCACCCCUCCACGAUCCUGUUGGAAGUAUCAGCGUAGAACUUCUCGUGAACAGUUGGCUUAAUGCUGGCGUUGAUCCUGAUAAACUGAUCGUGGGAAUUCCUUUUUAUGGAAAGUUGUACACCUUGAGUAAUUCAUCUGAUAAUUCGAUUGGAGCGCCUAUCUCCGGCCCAGGUAUUCCUGGCCCAUAUCUUCAAGAUCCAAGCAAUUUAGCUUAUUACGAGAUCCUAGAAAAGAUCCAGCAAGGAUGGGCUGAAGCAUAUGAUCAGAAUUACGAAUCCCCUUUUGCAUGUUCAGGGAACCAAUGGGUUGGUUACGACAACGUGAGAUCUAUUUCAGCUAAGGUAAAUUUCGUCUGUUCGAAAGGUCUUGGAGGAGUAAUGAACUGGGCUAUUAAUGAAGACGAUUUUGGUGGUAAUUUUGGACCAAAGUAUCCUCUUCUUAGAGCAACGAACGCAGUAAAAAUUUGUGGAAAUUAAAAAGUCUAAGUUAACACAACAUAAGAUCAAUAUUUCAAAUUAA
Messenger RNA from Agrilus planipennis (emerald ash borer), 1329 nucleotides. Its product is annotated as endochitinase-like. Gene Ontology annotation, biological process: chitin catabolic process; carbohydrate metabolic process. Gene Ontology annotation, molecular function: chitinase activity; chitin binding. Bases 93 to 1286 code for a protein of 397 amino acids. The transcript is spliced from 8 exons. Lineage: Eukaryota; Metazoa; Arthropoda; Insecta; Coleoptera; Buprestidae. The record is from RefSeq and is a predicted model, not a curated record. Gene Ontology annotation, cellular component: extracellular region.